Molecule: messenger RNA, 1045 nt
Organism: Myzus persicae (green peach aphid)
Lineage: Eukaryota; Metazoa; Arthropoda; Insecta; Hemiptera; Aphididae
Exons: 7
Coding region: 525-839 (104 amino acids)
Source: RefSeq, a predicted model, not a curated record
GUAUUUUUUUGCGGGGAUAAGGAAAUUAAAAUUCACUAUUUACAAAUUUUAUUUGAAAAUUAUUUAUUAAUGGAAGCUCACUUAUCCUGGAUACGCCACCGGCUCAAUAAAUCACUACAAAAUACAUAGUUUACAACGUCGCUAACAAUUAACCUACGUACACCGCUCUCUUCUCUUUUUCAUUGAACUUAGUUCUUUUCACAAGUAAACUUCACUAUUCCGUUGAUUUUAACAUCAGUAAUACGAGUACAUAAGCUAUCAGAUGGUCGCUAACAUGUUUAGGCAGGCCUUUAUGGCUUUACAAAUCUAUUGGACUAGUCAAAUAAUAGAACAGUUUGUUUCCGCGGAUGUUAGCAACAUGAUAUAAGUAAGAAGGUAGAACCCGCGCCAGGACUAUGCCAUACAACAAAUGAUCACAAUACAGUUUAGCUGCAGUGCUCGUACAACUACUGUUACUCUUCUACCAGAUCAAGCGAACCAUCGACUAUAUCUUAUACAGACAUCGUAUCUCUAAAAAGAUAAUAAUGAAGUUCAAUUUGAUUUUAUUGGUACUGUGCAUGGCCUUCAUUGUGGAGUCUCUCGGUGAUGAACAUCCGUACUGGGAUAAAAAAGUACGUUUUUGUGGAUCAAUUCUCGGAGAUGAGCUCUCAAUUAUCUGUAAAGGCGUUUACAAUGAACAUCAAAGUUACUCUUCCAAACCUAAAAGGAAUGUCGCUGAUGAAUGUUGUAAAACAGCGUGCACCAGAAGAUAUUUGAAAGUAAAUUAUUGCGGACCUGAUCCGGAAACGACUACAAUUAUGACAGCGGAUACAACACCUCAACCAGAAUUGUACCAAUAAUACAAUCUCGGCCAGCGGAUGAGUAGCCAGUACACCAAUCAACUGUCAACAUGCUACUGCAGCUUCAACAUUUUUCAAUCUCAUUUAAUGAUUAUAUUAAAAAUAUAUUUAUAGAUGAACUGUCUCAACCUAUCAUCUCCGUAUUGUAUUUUUCAGUUGUAAACAGUAUAUUGUAUUUCAUUAAUAGUGCAAAAUAAAUUAUAAUA